Messenger RNA from Entamoeba invadens IP1, 1539 nucleotides. RefSeq lists its product as hypothetical. The record is from RefSeq and is a predicted model, not a curated record. Lineage: Eukaryota; Evosea; Mastigamoebida; Endamoebidae. Bases 1 to 1539 code for a protein of 512 amino acids. The transcript has a single exon.
AUGGUAACUCAUUUGGACGUCUUCCACAUCACAGUGGUUUCACAGUAUUUGUACUCACAAACAGAUUUUUUAGCACUUGAAUCUGUCAGCAAGAAAUAUUUGAACUUUCCUUCCAAUUUCCAUUUCAAUCCAAUUCCGCUUACUCGACACAACCGUCACAUAUUUCCACAUGUUGAAACUUUACACGUAUACAGUGAAUUAGAUGAGACUUUUGGGAACACUUUAGAACCUUCUGUAGUUCCUUUGAAUGAGACACGUUCUAAAAAUCGUCUUAAAAAUUACUCAAAAAAGGGUUUACCAAAGAGAGAGACUUUCUAUAAAAUAGUAGUUUGGUAUUUAGUCUCAUACUCCUCUUCCCUCCAGACCAACCACGGAAGUGUCGACUACAAAAACGUGUGUUACACUUUAGAAGACAGAAACGGGUAUGGUUCUGCCAUUCCAAAUGUCAUAAGAACCUUUGGAGAAGGUCUUUUUGCAAAUGAGAAAUUCAAGACAUUUUCGAUUCCUUACAAAGUCACUCAACUUGGGUGUUUGUGUUUUUCAAACUGCACUUCACUCAGUCAAAUUAUGUUUCUCGAUACUUUAAAAGUCAUCCAAAAAGGCUGUUUUCAAAAGUGUGGUUCAAUCUCAUCACUUUUCCUUCCAAAUAGUGUCACAUCAAUAGGUGAAAGUUGCUUCUCGUGUUGCUCCAACUUACUUGCAGUCACUCUGCCAACUACAAUCGACGUUUUGUGCUCUGAAACGUUUUCGUCUUGUAGUUCGUUGACUUCUAUAAUACUACCCGACACUAUAACACUUCUUGAAUAUGCCGUUUUUAAAGGCUGUGUUGCUUUAGUCGACAUUGCACUGCCUAAAACACUGAAAUUGGUGCCUGAAAGUUGCUUUAAUAACUGUAGAAGUAUACCACAGAUAACACUCCCAAGUUGUGUUGAACAAAUUGGACCACACUGCUUUGCUAAUAACGUGUUGCUCACAACAAUAGUAUUGCCACCAUCUUUGUAUCAACUUGGAAAUUUUUGCUUCUCGUUUUGUGCGUCUUUAAAGCAAAUAGAGUUGCCAGAAAGUAUUUUAGAGAUCCCAAGUAAUUGUUUCUCAGACUGCAGUCUUCUUAGUCGAAUUAGUAUCCCAACGCAAGUCACUUUAAUUGGAGACUCGUGUUUUAAGAACUGCAAAAAUCUUGGAAAAGUCCGUAUGUCGCAAAGAAUCGUUGCAAUAGGAAGAGAGUGCUUCAGGAACUGUAGUGCACUCAAAAAGGUUGAAAUACCAUUUAAAGUCGAGUUAAUAAAACCACUGUGUUUUUCGGGGUGUUGUCAAUUGAAAAGAGUCGAAAUACCACUACACGUCAAGUUGAUUGGGUCGGAAAGUUUUUGUGGGUGCAGUUCGUUGAGUCGAGUGUAUAUACCUGAGAGUGUCAAAACUUUGGGAGAUAAAUGUUUCAAAGGAUGUAUAUCACUGAAGACAGUUGUUGUUCCUAAAAGUGUAAAUCGUGUUGGUGAAAAGUGUUUUGAUGAGGAUGUCGAUGUGCAGUAUAUUUAUUGA